UAAUAACAACAUCUAUGAUUAUAAUGAACAGUAUAGAGUUACUGAUGGAUUCAGGGUUAGAAUAUAACCUUAGGCAGCGUAUGCUGGUCGUAAGAGGCAACUGAAUGAAUCGGGUGGUCGGGAUCGGCGACUUCACUGAUUGAUUGUUAUCAUACCCCGACGGCGUAGAGCAUUGCUCACAAUAGUGAUCACUGGUUGUCUGGUCCAAACUCGAUGAUGUACAGGCCGCCGCCAUAGCUGGAGUAUUGCUGAGUGCGGCGUUAGAUAUCAAACAGUCACUGAACAUGAAUGUAUUUAUGAAGUAUAUCAGGGUUGGUUUCACUGUAUUUCAUUGAGUCUACACUGAACCAUAAUGCUUUGGGACGACUCAUUGCGUUGUGAAACAACAUUCACUCACAUAUUCAGUAUAAUGUUCAAAGCGAUUGUUAUUCCUGUAUCCUAAUGAUACCUUUAAAAGGUCAACUUGGAUCUUUGCGUGUCAUGUACCCCUACGGAGUGGGGUGUUCAUGAUAUCAAUCACUUGUUAGUCUUGUCCAGACCCGAUUUUUCACCGAAACCUUCAUGUAUCGGCAAUAUUCAAUUUGUUUCUACUGCGCCGUUAAACAUUACUCACGCACCCUCUGUACCUUUCAAAUAGACUUAAAGUCAUGUAUUGAUACUAAAUAGUUCAAACAUUCUCUUUUCAUAGUGUAUAUAAUUUUAAAAACAUUUAAUCGAUAUUUCAUCAAUAAUUAGCGUAAUGAAAAUGGGUUUGAAAAUAUUGGCGUAAAUUAUUCUGCCCAGGACUAUCUAUUAAAUGACGUAGAUAUACAUGUUGGACGUAUAUGACAAAGCCCCGUUCAUCCGCACGGUUCCAUUCCUUGUAGUAUCACAAUUGUCGGAUUAACAUGUCAUUGAAGUUACAUCCUUUGAAUAUGUGUACACGUAAUCCCCGAUCUUCCGGAAUACGGUUUUCCAGACUAACGGGGUUUCACUGUAUAAAGCGUCAGACAAUGUCAAAGUUAAUAUCAUUUCUGGAUAGUCAGUCAGCCGUCAGAUUUUAAUUCUAUUUUUAACCAUCUCACUUGUCUUUCGAGUUCGCGACAGUUGUCGCAGCAUAUGGUGAAGGCGACUUUGUGACGUGCUCCACGGAACAGGAGAUGGACGAGGCCCUCUCUUCCGUCAAGGAUUCCGUCCUCAGAAUCUACAUCCGAGAUGUCUCUCCUGCCGUAUCCGAGGAGGAUGAAUGGGACUUUGACCGGAGGAUGCAGGGGUGGGGCCGAGGGUGGGGCAGGAUUGGUGGCAAGCGAGGUGCAGGCAGAAUGCCAAUGGAAGGAAUGGCCCCUCCUCACUUUCUCCGAUGGAUGAAGCGCAUGAAACGCUGGAAGAAGAAGAAUCAGUGCCAUGAGUUAAGGACUGAAGGGGAGGCCACUCCCGGUGAAGAGUCCGACAAAACAGCAGAUGGUGGCGCCCAAGCGGAAACUACGAACGAUGCACCUGAGGUCACAGAGGGCACAUCUGAUAGUAAUGAUACAGAAAUGAAGGCAGAUGGCCAAAGAGGAGCGAGAAAGUGUGGCAAAGGAAAGAAGGGAAGCCGAAAAUGUCAUAAUCACGAUCAACACCAUGUUGAAGACCCCCAGACCAAAGAGGAUGGAAUCUUCGGAUCCUCGGAUGAGGACAUGCCUCCGCCAUUUCUCGGCCACCCUGGUAUGUUUGCAGGUGGCCCAAUGCAGUUCUGGGGCAUGAUGGGAACGCAUCCUUAUGCCUGGGGUGAAGGUUGUUGGAAACGAAGAGGAUGGGGGAGACGUGGUGGUCGUGGUGGUCGUGGAGGCUGCAAGAGGAGGGGGGAACACUUCAGUGAGACGGAACCUUGGAACGACAUGGGUUUUGCCGGAUGGGAAGAUGGACGAGGUGACCCAAGAGAGGGCGACAGAGGUCGAUUCAGGGGUCACCCUCGAGGUGAAGGUCAUGGUCAGGCACAGUGUCCUCGCAGACGCUGCCGCCGUCACAAUGAGGCUGAUGAGCCAAUGGAAGCCUGCAUAGAAGAAAUGCGCAACGUCAAGGCCACUGACGACGUCAUCACGCUUGAUGUUGGGGACGAGGCGCCCAAGAUGUAGACAGCUGAAGCUUGAAAGAGACGGACAUGUGCAGCAUAUCAUUUGGUUGCAAUUUGAAUAUCUAAGACCCUGUCAUGAAGAACUAUGUUUAUAAUUCCUUCAAUCAGACACGGACUACGAAAAGUCCAUAGUUCAAUAUAUUUUGUACAGGACAUAGCUUAUAUUAAAAUAUUGAUUCUGAUGAAUUUAUCAGUGGUGCAUAACAAAGUAUUCUCAUUAUGUGUUGCUUGAACGUAAAUGUACAUAUGACCAUGACUUUGAUGUUGUCGCUAUGGCAACUGUACUGCAAUAUACUUUUUGUAAAUACAACAUUCAUGGUUUCAUUCAGUAUUGUGUCAUAUAUGUGCUUUUACUGAUACUGUUAUUUUGUUUGUUAUUUGAAUUAAUUUUUUUCCAAGAGAUGAAUAAAAUGUGUAUAUUGUAAAACAUA
Messenger RNA from Haliotis rufescens (red abalone), 2526 nucleotides. RefSeq lists its product as uncharacterized. The coding region runs from base 1140 to 2096 and encodes 318 amino acids. The transcript is spliced from 5 exons. Gene Ontology annotation, molecular function: protein binding. The record is from RefSeq and is a predicted model, not a curated record. NCBI's taxonomy places the organism in Eukaryota, Metazoa, Mollusca, Gastropoda, Lepetellida, Haliotidae.